AGCCCUCUAUAGGGACGUCAUGCAGGAGAACUACGAGACAGUGACCUCGCUGGGAUUUCCCAUUCCCAAACCUGAGCUGAUUGCCCGGCUGGAACAAGGGGAAGAGCUGUGGGUGCCCGAUCUCCAGGCCUGCAAGAAAAGAGAGAUCCCAAGAGGCGCCCACACAGCAGGUGCUGAGCGACUGAGUGAGAAUGAAGAGGAGAAUCAUGGUGCAGAAGUUCCUGGUAAAAUGGAACCAAAGGAGACCUUUCUGGGAAGUGCUGCAUGGAAUUUUUCCCAGUGCUUGGAACAGGCAGAUGCCUGGGAAAAUUGUCACAGGUCAGAGAGGCUGCGGGAAAACCACCCAGGGAAGAAAGUGGAUGAAUCUAUUAACUGUGGAAGAGGUAACGAGGAUCCCAGAGUGCAGCAGACAAAUCCCAAGGAAGAGACACCCUGGGACUGCCUGCAGUGUGGGAAAAGAUUCAUUCUGAGCUCACAGCUUGUAACACAUCAGACAAUCCAUACUGCAGAGAAACCCUCUCAAUGCUUGGACCAUGUGGAAAGCUUCAAUAACCCCUUAGACCUUAAUAACCAUGGGAGACGCAAUAACCAUGGGAGACGCCACACAGAAGAGAAACCCUCUCAAUGUCUCGAGUGCAGGAAAUGUUUCAUAUGGAGGUCAGACCUUGUUAGACACCAGGCAUUGCACACAGGAGAGAGACCC
Messenger RNA from Chelonia mydas (Green sea turtle), 703 nucleotides. Its product is annotated as zinc finger and SCAN domain-containing protein 29-like. The record is from RefSeq and is a predicted model, not a curated record. Lineage: Eukaryota; Metazoa; Chordata; Testudines; Cheloniidae. The annotation marks the transcript as partial. Gene Ontology annotation, biological process: regulation of transcription by RNA polymerase II. Gene Ontology annotation, molecular function: DNA-binding transcription factor activity, RNA polymerase II-specific; RNA polymerase II cis-regulatory region sequence-specific DNA binding. The transcript is spliced from 4 exons.